AUGACAAAGAUUUCACCGAGACUCGUCAUUGCAGAUUGGGACGAAACAUUGACUGAAAAAGAUACUAUUUCAGUAUUAGCACAAGCACCUUCGACCAGCAUUAAGCCAUUUACUCAUUAUGGAGAAAUAUACGGCGAUGUGUAUACUACAUAUACAAAACAGUUUGGACCCUGCAAGACCUUGGAAGACCAUAUUGCUUUUCAAAAGGGUAUGCGUCCCAUUGAGAUGAGCUCCAUCGAUGCUUUGGAGGCAGAUAGGUAUUUUGCUGGUAUUUCCAAAAGUGACAUUGAACAAGCAGCAGAGAAAGUAAAGUUGAGACCAGGUGCUGUUGAAUUUUUGAAGCAUUGCCAAAGUGCAAAGUUAAAAGUGGUUAUCCUUAGUGUUAAUUGGAGUAGAAUUUUUAUUGGUGCAACAUUGCGACGGUAUGGUAUUCCCGUAGCGGAUGGUUUUGAAAGUACCAAAAGUCAAUGGAAUGUAAAAAUCAUUGCUAAUGAGUUUGAGUUUCAUAACGGUAUCACCACGGGCAUUUGGCAAACACCUGAUAUACGCACAUCAGAAGACAAGCUACGUUACGUUGAAGAACUUAAACAGUCCCUUACUUCGUCUGUGCCUGAUAAACUGCAUCUACACAUGCAAGUACAAGAGACAAUAAACAUUGAAAAUCUUGAGGAUGCUGACAAUGCAGAUGCUUUAGGAAUAGAGGGCGGUUCAGAAAAUGUGAUGUACAUUGGUGACUCGGCAACUGACUUAUUCCCGUUAGUUGCGGUGUCAUACCCCGUAGCAAUGCAGGGUAGUAAAAUUGAUAAGUUAUUGGAUGACUUUGGUGUUGAACAUUACUCCGGUUCAUGGAAUGAUAUUGAGAGCCUCAUUGAUUGGAAAGCUAAUGAUUAA
This is a messenger RNA of Lodderomyces elongisporus, 891 nucleotides long. RefSeq lists its product as uncharacterized. The record is from RefSeq and is a predicted model, not a curated record. Bases 1 to 891 code for a protein of 296 amino acids. The transcript has a single exon. NCBI's taxonomy places the organism in Eukaryota, Fungi, Ascomycota, Pichiomycetes, Serinales, Debaryomycetaceae.